AUGAAUCUCAACUCCUCAAAUAAAGAAAAUUAUAAUCCCCUCACCAAGUCUCGAUCAAGGAGAACCCGAAGUCUUACUCACAAGCCUGAAAAGCCUGCUCCUCUUAGCGAGCAUUUAAUGCUUUUAAAAUCAUUUGAUGUUUCAUAUAACUUAGAUGAAGCAUUCACUCAUCAUUAUAUCACCGAAAGAAUUCGCGCUAAGCUCGUAGACUGGAUGAUAGAAGUUUUACAUUCAUUUCACUCAUCAUCGAGGACGUUAUUUUUAGCUGUAAAACUGCUCGAUAUUUAUAUAGCUAAUUCCUCAGGACUAGUUCCUUUGGAUUUGCAUGUAAUAGGGGUAGCCUCUAUGUUUAUAGCUUCAAAAUAUGAAGAUAUAAAGCAGUUGACACUUAAAAAUGCGCAUGAAAAUAUAGCACAUGGAAAGAUAUCAAAGGAAAGUAUUUUGGCAAUGGAAAAAGAUAUUUUAAAUAUAGUGAAUUAUAAUGUCUUUAUACCUACACUAUAUGAUUAUUUGGAAUAUUUUAUACAGAAUUCAAUUGAAGAAAUAGCUAAAUAUUCAUGGUUUUUAGCUGAUCUUUCGCUGCUAAAAAACGAUUUAUCGAGUGCUUCAAUGCCAAAGCUAGCUGAAGCAAUUGUAUUAAAAGCAAGAAAAGAUCAGCUGGGGAUAGAUGAAACUCCUACUCAAGGCCCUGUAGCAUUAUAUGUACAGGAGUUAGAUACACAAUGUGAACUGUAUCGGUUUGAAUAUCAAAAUUUUACUUCGAUUUUAAUGAAGCAUAGCGUUUUUGAUAAUUAA
Blepharisma stoltei is the source of this 795-nucleotide messenger RNA. The record is from the annotation of a GenBank genome assembly. NCBI's taxonomy places the organism in Eukaryota, Ciliophora, Heterotrichea, Heterotrichida, Blepharismidae.